GCGUCGAUCUGAAAGUUUGGCGGGGACUGGUCGGCUCCGGGCCUGCACGGCCGCCGCUAUGGUCGCCAAGAGGAGGUUGUCGAAGUCAGUUGAAGAGCAGCGUGACCCUGGCGCGAAAGCCAUAUCAAGAGCGAAGAAGAGCAAGAUUGAUGGUAGAAAACCGAGCCCAUCUGCCCAGGAAGGGGAGGUGGAGGACAACACUGUGUUCGUUCAGCUGCUGAAAGCAUCAGGAGUGAUUCUGAAAUCUGGAAACCUACCAAAUGAGCUAACUUUGGACCAAGCAGUGUUCCAGAAGAAGCUUUUUCAAGGUCUACGGAAACACCCACACUAUCCAAACGUUCUGCAGGAGUUUAUAUCUGGUUUGGAGUCGCACAUUGAAGACCGAGAUAAGUUCAGGAACUGUCUUUUAGCCUGUGGACUGUCUCAAAUGGGAGAAUCAAGCAAUGCAGGGACCUCUUACCAGGAAAGUCUGAUAAAGCUGCUUCUGGGGAUUGAGGUACUACAGCCUCCAGUCAUGAACACUUUAUUUGAAAAAAUUCCCGAAUUUAUAUAUGACAAUGCACCUGAGGAUGGGAUUAACAUGCCCCGGCUAAUCAUCAAUCAGUUUAAAUGGCUGGACAGAAUCGUGGAUAGCAAGGAGAUGACUAGUAAAAUCAUGCAGCUGAUCAGCGUUGCACCCCUGGAGAUCCAGCGAGACAUCAUCACCAGUUUGCCAGAGAUCCUGGAAGACGCACAGCACAAUGAAAUAGGCAAGGAGCUUAAUUUGCUGUUGCAGCAGAACACUCAGCUGACAGUACCUAUCUUAGAUGCUCUCUCCAGCCUCAAUUUAAGGACAGAGCUAUUAGCUGAGGUGCGUCAAUCUGUCAUGUCAACCCUGUCUGCAGUGAAUCUUGAAGAUCUGCCUGUAGUCAUCAAGUUCAUUCUUCACGCCAUCACAGCAGCCGAUGCAGUAGAGGUGAUCUCAGAAUUGCGCAGGAAGAUUGAGCUGGAGUCUUGUGUGCUUCCCCCACAGCUGCAGCCCAGUCAGAGCCAACAAACGUGCCGGAAUCCUGGCGGAACUUCAAUAAAUCAGGUGAAACAUGACUGUGUUGGCAUUAUGUUUGAUGUCAUAAAAGUCUCCGUGAGGUUUCAGAAGACAACAGCGGAAGCCUGGAUUAAGGCUAUUGAGAAAGUAGAUUCCGCUGCAGAACACAAGGUCAUAGAUCUGCUAGUCCUCUUGAUACUUCACACAACCAACACAAAUAACAGCAAGAAACAGGUGGAGAAGCUGCUACGUAAUAAGGUCCGUCUCGGAAACAUCCGGAACCAGCUUCUCCAGGUUGCGUUCAAGAGCCAUGCUACGGUUGUUCGCGAGUACUUUCCCACCAUACUGUCUCUGGCCCAGACCCUGCUGAGAUCCACAGAUCCAAGUGUGGUAUCAUUUGCCUGCGAGAUGUACAAGCUUGCUUUUAGAACGUUUGACUCCUAUUGUCAGCAAGAAGUUGUUGGUGCGCUGGUGACACAUGUUUGUAGCGGUUUCACUGCAGAGGCCGAUGUCUCCCUCGAUGCCCUUUUAGACCUGGUUUCUCACAGCUUGUCUGCUAUGGCUGUCUAUGCUGUUUUUGUGAAGGGAAUCCUGGACUACAUGGAUAACUUGUCUAUCCAACAGAUCAGGAAGCUGUUCUACAUCCUCAGCUCGCUGGCUUUCAGUAAAGGACAAGAGGGGAGUCACAUUCAGGAUGACAUGCACAUUGUGAUCAGGAAACAGUUGUCCAGCACGAUAUCCAAGUAUAAGCGCAUCGGGAUCAUUGGAGCGGUCAUGAUGAUUGGCAGCCUGGCUUACAACAGGAGCAAAGCUGAAGAAGCAUCUUCCAAUUCGGCAACCAUGAGCAAGGAGUCACUACGACAGGCCACCGCGCUGCUGGAGUUAGUCCGUGGAUGCAGCGAGCAUUCCCCAGAGGCCGCGGCUCUGUAUUACGAUGAGUUGGCUAACCUGGUGCAGAAAGGAAACCUGGAUCCACAAGUGCAGGAGUUGAUUGGGAGAAGUGUGCUAGAUGAUUUUCAAGAAGAUUUUGUGGUGGAUCAGGGACCAGUUAUGGAAGGUAAAUAUGUGCUGCCACUAAUGGUGAUGUAUAACCUGGACGAAGAGGAGAGUGAGGGCGGGAUUGUUAUCAACCUUCUCCCACUGCUUUCCGAGAUGCUGACCAACGGUUGGGAAAGAGCACCAGUCAAACAUGGAACUAAGAAGGGUAUUUCUCCUGUGUGUCUUGCCUCCUUCUUCCGUUUACUGAGAUUCUGUGAAGAGGUACAGCACAAUGGCAACUUGGAGGAGAUUGAUGCUCUAUUAGGUUGUCCAUUGUACAUGACCAACGAUGAAAUGGUAGAGAAAUUGGAGUCACUGUCCAAACAGGAGCGAGAGCUUCUAUGCUCACUACAGUUUCAUGCCCUGAAUUGGUUUAGAGAGGUGGUGAAUGCGUUCUGUAAACAGCAAGACCCAGAGAUGAAGGGCAAGGUGCUCCUUCGAUUACAGAAUAUCACCCAGCUGCAGACCAGUCUGGAGAAAUGUCUUGCAGCAACUCCUGGGUACAGUCCCCCAUUAGCGUGCUUCGAUUGUGAGGUCUCAGACGUUACUCCAUUCAUAGCUCCUGCAGCACCAGCCAAGAAGGGGAAGAAAGGUCGGAAGGUUAAGAAGAGGACAAAAUCUGACAGCAACAAGAGCUCCUCCACAGACAGCUCUCAGACUGAGGAACCAAUGGAAGAAAGUCAUAUACAGGCUGAACAGACCCAAGAGAAGGACAAUGCUGAGGAGGGAAAGGUCUCUAUUAACCUAUCCAAUUACAGAGCUUACUUCCGAGAGCUUGACAUCAGUGUAUUCACCAUCCUACGUUGUGGCCUGGUAACCAAGUCCUUAUUGGACACUGAGCAAAAUACCAAGGUUACCGAGGUUGUACAGCUCGGGUCAGCAGAGUUGAUGUUUCUUCUGGAGGACCUGUCCCGGAAAUUGGAGUACAUCCUGAUAGCAACAGCUACCAGGAAAAUAAACUUUCUAAAGGUCAAAGCAGAUCGUGAUGUUGGGUUUUCACACUUGCGCCAGAACACUCCACUUGAAAUGGCUCGGUUUGCUGUCCACCUGCUUGAUGCUUUCUGCAAUCAUCUGGAAAAUAUUCACAACUACUUUCAGGUGAUGAUGGGAGAGAAUAAUGGAGUGGUGGAUGCCCUGGGAGUGAAUGUGAAAGAACACCAGCUGAUGUCCACGUGUUAUCAGUUACUGCUUCAGAUUUUGCACACACUCUUUGUUUGGAGUGGAUUUUCCCAGCAUGAAAACAGUAAACUUUUGAAGGAAGCCCUUGGGGUCUUGACGGCUAGACUAAAACCUGGAGAUCUGGAACUGGAAGAAUUGUUUAGGCAAACAUUCCGUUAUCUGCAGAACAUCCAGAGCAGUGUUCCCAGCUGUCUCUCUGCGGUCACUCUGACUCAGCUCCUUAUUGUCAUAGCAAAAAGGUCUCCAGAUGACAAAUACAAGGAGCAAAUAGCUUUGAUUGCCCGAGGCUUUCUGUGCCAAUCCUGGAUUCUACCCACAGGGGAAAGAGAGAAGGGGAUUAAAUACAAUGAAGCACUGCAAAACCUUCUAUGUAUUUACUUGGAGCACACAGAGGAUGUCUUGCAGUCUGUGGAGGAGAUUGCUGGUGUGGGUGUCCCCGAACUGCUUAACUCAAGCAAGGAUGGCAGCUCAGCCACAUUCCCAACAUUGACCAGGCAAACGUUCUUGAUCUUCUAUCGGGUGAUGAUGAGGGAACUUGAAAAAUCAGUCAAGUGUAUUCCUGCCGGCAUGCCAUCCGAUUCGAGUGAGGUACAAGCGGAGAAGCUGUUACGUUGGAAUUUAGCUGUACGGGAUUUCCACAUCCUAGUAAACCUGGUAAAGGUAUUUGAUACCAGGCCUGUACUUGGAAUUUGUCUCAAGCAUGGACGAUUUUUCUUGGAAUCUUUCGUGAAGCAAGGCAUGCCACUGCUGGACUACAGCUUCAAGAAACACAGGGAUGACGUGCAGAGUUUGCUGAAAACACUACAGCUGAGCACUCGACAGAUGCACCACAUGUGUGGGCACACCAAGAUUAACCAGGACACCAGUCUGACCAACCAUGUGCCCCCCAUGAAGAGGCUGCUGGAGUUAUUUGUGUACCGGGUCAAAGCCAUGCUAACCAUUAACAAAUGCCAAGAAGCUUUUUGGCUGGGAAACCUCAAAAACCGAGACUUACAGGGAGAAGAGAUCCAGUCCCAGUUGUCUCAGCAGGAGAGCGAGAGGGAUGAACAAUCCCAGGUCCCUGAGGACGAUGCCGAAGAGGAGGAAGAGGAGGAUAGCGAACCAGAUACCAAUAAAUCUACAAAAAAUGGAGGAAGCACAGAGGACUCUGAUAAUGACUAGGUCAAUAAUGAAGACUUACUGUGCUGUGAAUGGAUUGAUAGUAAGGAACAACCAACAGUGCCUUGUGUUAGUCUGUUUCCAGCUUCCUGUGAUGUCUUUCAUUGUUUGGCACCAAAGCCAUCCCAAAGAACUGGGGUGAUGCCCAGGAAACUUGCUGAAAAAAAAAUCACAAUGGGUAAAACAAACCCAUUUGGGAAUCGAACAGAAUGGAAGCUCUCCAUUAGGGGUUUUCAGCGUUUGCCCUUGUUUGUGAGUUUGAUAUUUGGUUACCAUGAGUUUCAAAUGAAAAAUAAAACCAAGAUUGUUAAAAAGUUACCUGAACAGUGAGUUGUCAGCAUCACUGAGCUGCCCACAGAGAGCAGAGGGACCUGUGUGAUUACUUUGUUUGGCACUGUUGCACCUCAAUUACUGGAAUAUCAAUGUUAAUGAGAUAUGUAAUAAAUUGUUAAAGUAC
This is a messenger RNA of Callorhinchus milii (elephant shark), 4856 nucleotides long. RefSeq names its product FA complementation group D2 (gene fancd2). The transcript is spliced from 44 exons. Gene Ontology annotation, molecular function: DNA polymerase binding. The coding region runs from base 59 to 4402 and encodes 1447 amino acids. Gene Ontology annotation, cellular component: nucleus; condensed chromosome. Lineage: Eukaryota; Metazoa; Chordata; Chondrichthyes; Chimaeriformes; Callorhinchidae. The record is from RefSeq and is a predicted model, not a curated record. Gene Ontology annotation, biological process: homologous chromosome pairing at meiosis; double-strand break repair involved in meiotic recombination; mitotic intra-S DNA damage checkpoint signaling.